Messenger RNA from Tinamus guttatus (white-throated tinamou), 810 nucleotides. RefSeq names its product ELOVL fatty acid elongase 3 (gene ELOVL3). Gene Ontology annotation, biological process: sphingolipid biosynthetic process; fatty acid elongation, polyunsaturated fatty acid; fatty acid elongation, monounsaturated fatty acid. The record is from RefSeq and is a predicted model, not a curated record. Lineage: Eukaryota; Metazoa; Chordata; Aves; Tinamiformes; Tinamidae. Gene Ontology annotation, molecular function: fatty acid elongase activity. Gene Ontology annotation, cellular component: endoplasmic reticulum membrane.
AUGGCGCUUAGCUUCAACCUCUCGGCGCUGCCGCCACUGCGGCCCUGGGACUUCGAGGGGCGCUUCGAUGAGCGCGGCGCAGUGCGGUGGGCACAGGACAACUGGAAAAAGUCUUUCUCAUUUUCUGUAGCUUAUUUGAUACUGAUCUUUGGAGUCCAGCAUGUCAUGAAGGAACGGACAGGCUAUAAGCUGCGCACACCUCUGGUCUUGUGGUCCUUCAGUCUGGCCUUGUUCAGUGCCAUUGGGGCCCAUCGCUGCUGGAAGCAUGUGGCCUUCAUUGCCUCUACAGAGGGAUUUAGACGACUGGUGUGUGAUCAGACUUUCUAUGUUCACCACACCACCAAGCUUUGGGUCUAUCUCUUUGCAAUGAGCAAAGUUGUGGAACUGGGUGACACUGUGUUCAUCGUUCUCCGGAAGAAGAGGCUCAUCUUCCUUCACUGGUACCACCAUGUAACUACGCUCAUCUACACCUGGUUUGCCUAUAAUCAAUCAGCACCAGGCACGCUCUUGUUCGCUGCCAUGAACUUCACUGUCCAUACUUUCAUGUACUCCUACUAUGCCAUGCGAGCAGCAGGCUUUAGGGUGCCUCACUACAUUGCCAUAGCAAUCACCUUUUCACAGAUCCUGCAGAUGCUGGUAGCUGUGAUACUGAACAUCUUAAUCUUCUUCUGGAUGGAGCAAGAGAUCUUCCACAUCUGCUGGUCGGGUGUUUUAUUUUCCGUCUUGAUGUACCUCAGUUACUUGGUGCUCUUCUGCAACUUCUUCUACAAGACUUACCUGACAACUGCCACGAAAUCAAAGGGGGAGUAA